AUGCGGAAGGGGGCACCAAUGGAGAAGGUCUCUGGAGGAGCUAGAGCGCCGCCUGUGCCGGAGGUGAGUAGUUUGAGCAGGGCAGCGCAUGUGCCAGAGCAGAGGAGUUUGGGAUGUGGCGCUGGCGACUUCUUCAACGGCAGCGACGACUUCUUUGGUAGCCCCGAACAGAGCUCCCAACCAUGGAAUCCUCAAUCUUCAGAUCCUGCAAUGUGGGGAACAAAUGCAACACCUCCCGGAGGCUUCACCAAUUUCAUCCAGCCCAACAUGUCCCAAAAUUUCAUUUUUGGUGGACAACCAUCUCAAUAUGCACCAUUCAGGCAGCCGCGGAAUAUGCAAGAUGUACAAUCAGAAGAGGAAUUUUCGACUCCUAUUUCAGCAAAGGACAAUAACCCAUAUGUUAAUGUUGACAGCGGUGAAGAGGCACCUAGGACUGAGAAGCGAAUAUUUUGGAGUCAAGAAGAAGAUGUCAGGAUGAUUAGCUCCUGGCUUCUCAAUUCAACAGACCCAACCUGUGGUGCUGAUAGGAAGAAUGAGCAAUAUUGGAGUGAUGUUGAGGUCACAUACAAUGAAACUACACCAAGUCAUAGGGCCAGGAAUGCCAAGCAAAUCAAGGACCGUUUUCAUAAGGUAAAUAGGUGGACUGACCUAUUUCAUAGUGCUUGGUUGAAGGCUAGAAUGAUUUAUACUAGUGGCUAUAAUGAUCUAAUGUGGAUUGAGAAGGCCCAUGUGUUCUAUAUAGAAGACAAUAAGAAACUCAAUCUAGGACCUUUUGUGUUGAUGGAAGUUUGGAACACAGUCAAAAAUGAAGCAAAGUGGAUUACAUACAACAAUGGGCUUAAAGCAGCAAGAAAAAGAAAGGGUCCAGGCAAUGAGAAGGAAGGAGAGGCUGAGGAUCAUACAGAUGUAGAUGAACUUGAUGAUCAGCCUAGACCAAUGGGGCAAAAACUAGCUAAAAAGCUUAAAUAUGCCACAAUUAAGGAUGUGAACCAUAUAGAUCUUGAAGAGCUGGACAAAUUUGGUAAAAUCCAGGAUGAACAGAAUGCAAGUAGGCUGAAAGUAUUGGAAGUGCAGCAGAAGUUAUCAUCUGAGAAGAUAGAACAAACAAAGCUUGCUCAUCUUGCAGCAAAGGAACAGAAAGAGGUAGCAUAG
Messenger RNA from Panicum hallii, 1152 nucleotides. RefSeq names its product glutathione S-transferase T3-like. Bases 1 to 1152 code for a protein of 383 amino acids. The record is from RefSeq and is a predicted model, not a curated record. The transcript has 3 exons. Lineage: Eukaryota; Viridiplantae; Streptophyta; Magnoliopsida; Poales; Poaceae.